CGCUAUACCAGGAUGUUCUGCAAAACCACGCUCCUUACUGUUGCUCUCGCACUCCUUUCCUCGGCAACUCCGAUCAUCCGUGACGAUACACUGUCAUCCGUUACAAACGGCAUCCACGUCCCGCUGCAGAAGCGGGGCUCCUUGAAGAGCGCAGACGGCGUCUUCGACUAUGAAAGGGCCGUCAGGCACCUCGUCAGGCAGAAGAACAAGUUCCGCCAAAACCUCAUCAACCUCCAGAAGAACCUCGGGGACGACGCACUCCCUCUCGGGGCCUCGAUCAAAGCGCUCGCCACGCUGCCCACCCAUUUGCUCAGCGGGAAGCGCGGCGCCGUCCCGUUGACGGACCAGUCGUUCGACCUCGAGUGGACGGGCCCGAUCACGAUCGGCAACCCCCCACAGAACUUCACACUCGAUUUCGACACUGGCUCGUCCGACCUUUGGGUGCCCGCCGCGUCCUGUGCGUCCUGCGGCAGCCACGCCUUGUAUGACCCCUCCGCGUCGUCGUCCGGCAGCAAGCAGAACGGCACAUUCUCCAUUCAGUACGGAGAUGGCUCUACCACAUCGGGCCUUCCCUACACGGACACCGUCACGGUUGGGGGCAUCACGGUCACCAACCAGGUCUUCGCCGCCGUGACCAACGAGUCCGCCCAGUUCACGUCCGACCCUGCGGACGGAGUGUUCGGUCUCGGCUUCCCCGCGCUCUCUCGUCUCGGUGGCCAACCGUUCAUGUUCGCCGCCAUGGCGCAGGGCGCCGCUCCCAGCGGCGAGUUCGCCUUCAAGCUCGACCAGAACGGGUCCGAGCUCUUCAUCGGUGGCACAAACCCCGCGCUCUACACUGGGGACAUCGAGUUCCACAAUGUCACCUCGAAGCUCUCCGGCUUCUGGCAGAUCGGCGGCGGGUCGGUGUCUGUGGGCGGCAAGGCCGUCGCCUCCGACUUCGAGGCCGUCAUCGACUCGGGGAGCACUAUCAUCAACGCGCCGCCCGCCGCUGCGAAGGCGUUCUGGGACGCAGUUGAGGACGCACAGGUGUUUGACGCUGACCAGGGCCUGUGGGCUGUCCCGUGUGCCGCGGUGCCCGAGGUUGCGUUCAGCUGGGGUGGAAAGACGUGGACAAUCAGCGCUGACGACUUCAACGCAGGGCUGACGGACGUCGGCUCGACCUUGUGCGUUGGUGGUCUGGCUGGGGCAGACCUCGGCCUCGGGGAGGACACCUGGCUGCUCGGUGACACCUUCAUGAAGAGCGCGUACACGGUCUUCUCGGUUGACAAGAGCGCUGUUGGCUUUGCCCAGCUUGCGUAGUCUGUGUUCCCCCACAGCAAUUGGGGUCGUUGAGCGAGUAUACCUGUGCGCAACUGCAAUGCAACCGUCGCUC
Messenger RNA from Trametes versicolor FP-101664 SS1, 1372 nucleotides. Its product is annotated as acid protease. Bases 13 to 1299 code for a protein of 428 amino acids. Gene Ontology annotation, molecular function: aspartic-type endopeptidase activity. Lineage: Eukaryota; Fungi; Basidiomycota; Agaricomycetes; Polyporales; Polyporaceae. The record is from RefSeq and is a predicted model, not a curated record. Gene Ontology annotation, biological process: proteolysis. The transcript has 6 exons.